Molecule: messenger RNA, 501 nt
Organism: Linum tenue
Lineage: Eukaryota; Viridiplantae; Streptophyta; Magnoliopsida; Malpighiales; Linaceae
Source: the annotation of a GenBank genome assembly
AUGGAUGCUUUGCUUAUGGCUUUGUUCGAGGGCAAGGGACUCGCGAAGGAAGCUGCCAAGAAGAAGAUGUAUCUGGCUGCUGCCAUUGUAGCCCAAGGUGGAGAUUCACAGUUGCUUCUACUUGGUUCCAUCCAGGGUUUCUUUCAGGAAUCUUGUUCAGGUGUGGAAGUGGCUGUUGCUCUCAUAGCUCUCUAUGACGCUGGUGUUUUGGAGGAUGAGCAGAUUCUUGCAUUCUGCAGUGGUACGGAAAUCUCUCAAUGGAGGCGACAAGGAAUCUCAGAUUCUGAAAGAGUGUUCAGCCGUUUGUUGAAUGGCUGCAGAAUGCUGAAUCUGAGACAGAAGAGGAAUGAUUUGCAGGGUGUCCUGUCAGUUGUCGUAAUCAUUUAUGCUGAUGUUUGGACUUUGGAGUCGGCAGUUGUCUUCAAGAAUAAAGUGUCUUUUGGGUUUUAUGGGAACAUUACACUUGUGUGUGCCUUUUGUUAUUUCGAAAUUCUUUCAUAA